AGCAUUGAUAUCCACACAAGCGACAGUCACACCUAAUUGGCUUAAUUGAAUAGCUAUUUCUUUGCCUACUCCUCUUCCAGCUCCAACAACCUAAAUUAUAAAAUACAAUAUUAAUAAAAUAUUUGAAAUAUAAUUAUGAAUAACAGAUAUUUUGAGAUAUAUAUUUUAUAAAUAUUAUUACUAUUGCUAUUUCUCCAUUAAGACUUUUUAACGAUAGUGGUCUAAUAGUUCGAUAUAAAGAAACUAAAAUUGUAAAACAUAUCCCAAGUGAUAGCGUUAUAAGAUCUAAUGCAAGAACAAACAGUGAAUAUAAUCUGAUGAACAUUUUUGUUGGUCUGCAAUUUUCUAUGCCUUUUUCUAAUCAAAAAUGGCGCGGCAACGUGUUCAAAUUCAAAAAUGAUUUGAUCAACAACCUUGGGUAACUAAGCAACGAAACAAAUGGUAUCUGUAGAAUCAGAAAAAGAUGAAGUAAUUACGGACCUAAUUCCUGGUCCUCCGAUAGAAUAUGAAAAACGACAGAGGUAUAUUUCUAAAUAUAAUGAACCUAUAAAAGAAGAAAUCAAAAAAGAAAAAUAUGCACACCGUACAUUUGGUUUACCACAAGUACCAUUAAAAUUACCAUCUCAAUAUUUGAAGAAAAGAAGCCGGAAAGAAUAUUGCAAAACAGAUGUAAAACAUGUACAUAUUCGUGAUCCAGAAUAUCAACGAAAGUUACCAUCGUGGGUGCCAGUAAAAAUGGAAAUAAAAGAAAAAUGUGGAGAGUUGCCUGUUGAUCCUGUUAAAUUAGGUCGUAUUAAUUUUAAAAAACAGAAUAUUAUUGAUGUAAAGAAAUCUCAACCUUUUAUUUCUAAAGAACGAUAUGUAGAUACACGGUACGGAGAUACUCAUGAUUUAAAAUCUAGUGGAUUGUAUCCUAUUUAUAUACAUAGGAAGGGAUUUGGAAAAGUUCCAAAAAGUGUAAAGAAAAUAAGAUGUGAAGUAGUAGAUAAGGAAUUAAGAGAAGAUAAACCAAGUGAUCAUUGUAUCGAUGAACCUAAAUACCAUUGUAUCUCAGAAGAAGAAAGAAAAGAACUUUUAGAUGGAAUGAAAAGAAGAUGGGACGAAAUGAUGAAACAAUUUCAGUCUUUACCAUUUAUAAUUGAUACUCCGCCAAAAGUGCAAAGAAAGGCAAAACUGGAACAUGAAUUACAGCAACUUGAGAAAGAUAUUACAAUUCUUGAAAGACACUCUUACAUAUGUGUUAAUAAUGAUGAUGAAAAUGAAUGAAAAAAAAAGCAAAACAGUACAUUAAUAAGUAUUCAAAAAUAAGUAUGCGAAAGGCUACAUCAUUGAUCAUAUUUUUAACUAACUGAGAAAUAUUUAAUAUAUAAAUUUUUUUUUAAUUUUUUAAUAAACAAAGUAUGCAAAAUAAUAAUUGUUAGUCAAAAAGAGAA
Polistes canadensis is the source of this 1433-nucleotide messenger RNA. RefSeq names its product enkurin. Bases 439 to 1266 code for a protein of 275 amino acids. Gene Ontology annotation, molecular function: calmodulin binding. NCBI's taxonomy places the organism in Eukaryota, Metazoa, Arthropoda, Insecta, Hymenoptera, Vespidae. Gene Ontology annotation, cellular component: acrosomal vesicle. The transcript is spliced from 6 exons. The record is from RefSeq and is a predicted model, not a curated record.